Molecule: messenger RNA, 1662 nt
Organism: Colletotrichum gloeosporioides
Lineage: Eukaryota; Fungi; Ascomycota; Sordariomycetes; Glomerellales; Glomerellaceae
Exons: 4
Source: RefSeq, a predicted model, not a curated record
GCCUUUAAGCCGCUUGCAAGGGUAGCCACGUGGAGGAUCUUUGUCAUAGCGAGCAAAAACGAGCGAAUCUUCUCUGACCUUUCUGACAGCACAAAAUGUCUCGUUACUGGAACUCCAUGCGCAUACCCCCCUCUCGAGCGAUGGAUCAGCGAGACCGGCGAUGGUAGCAUUUUGAACGGGUCUCGUCCCAACUUUAUGGGGAGGGGUGGACGGAAUGCCGUCUGGCAGCUUCCAAAAGACCCCAGGACCGUGGACCCAUUUGAUAGCAUGCCGCUAUACAUGUCGUCUAAGUCCCAUGAGCUGUUCCGAUACUUCCUGGACGUCAACUCCCCGAAAAAGGGCACUGUUCCUAAGCACAAAAAGACUAUCGGCAAAGUGGCUAAUAAUCCAGAUUCUUUCCAUGGCAUUUUGUUACUAGCCGGCCUCCAUUACUACUGGAAUAACGGUAACCUCGGAGAAUUUGCUUCGACAUACUAUAUGCACAAGAUUAAUUGGAUUCGCUCCAUCAACUCGUAUCUUGCAGAGGCUGACCACAAUGACCCUAGCAAGUUCAGGACUUACCUGAACAUUGUGGGCACAAUCGCCCUCAUAGAGAUGAGCAUGGGUGAUUACGACGCAGCACGAGCCCACCUAACUGGUCUAUCUAUGCUCAAGGACAGGUUUCAAACUCUCCAACAGAAAAGCUUGACCGAUUUGAGUCUGGCUGAUUCGCCGUCUGUAAUUGCGAAUAUUUCCACAGAUGACACUGUUCAACUCUACCUGGCCCUUGUCACAUGCGACGUGAUUGCGGGGACCUCGAAUUUGCUUCAGCCUCCUUUUCCGCAAGAAGUAACUAGACGACAACAGCCCAAGAGUCCUAUAGGGGCGGAACAGAGAUUGCCUGAUGGCCGACUAGCCCUGUGGCUAGUCACUUAUUUUCUCAUGGCAAGCUAUGAUAUAUCCGGCGAAAACUUUGACCUAAGUGAUCUAUUGGAUUAUCUUCGCUUGGUAACCACCGCACAUGGUGGUUGCUAUGCCUCGCAAUCCUUUCCGGUUGUGCCUACCCCUCAAAGCCAGACGGACACACGGACUACCCAAACUCCCUCACCCUUUCACACCAAAGUCCCUUGGGGUAGUACUGUCGCUGCCGGAGGUGCCUACAUACACUGCAUCAUCGGCCUACCAUGGACGUACGGGCCCAGCACUGGGGCCGGUCCCUUAUGCUACAUGAUUCCCGCUAUCCAGCAGGACGUCGCUGCAACCGAAACCGCCAUGGCAGGGUCACGGGUCAACUUUGACGGACUUACAGAAGGAGCUCGGCUUGGCCAGGCACUGUGGCUGUGGAAAGGCGUGGUCGGCGCUUGCACCAUUGCGAGCGCUCAGAAGGCGGGCCUCCCGGCUCCGGAACCUGGGGGUCCGGGCAGCGUGCCAUACCACCAGGACGUUGUCCCCAGAGCGCGUCGUGACAGCAGCCCGCUGUGUGACGAUGAUGACGAGCUGUAUGCCAUGCUAGCGGGAUGGUGGGCUAGAAGGCUGAGGCGAUGGAGUAGGGCGACAGGGGUUACUGAAUGGAACGCCGCGAGAAACGUGUUGGCGCUGGUGGCAUGGCCGGAGAAAGGCCCGGGUGAGAGGCUAGCUCAGAGGAUGUGGGAAAAUGCAGUCAACAAACAGGUGACGUUUUAA